AUGGCUUUCGGCACUAUCUACACUUUCCCCGGCGACCAGCCUCGGACCAUCGCUAUCAAAGCGGUCGCUAAGGCCAACAACCUCGAUCUCAAGAUCGUUGAAGAGCCCAAGACCCCUGCCCACUUUGCGGUGAGCAAACUGGGCAAGGUUCCUGCGUUUGUCGGCGAGGAUGGCUUCAUGCUCUUCGAGUGCAUGGCCAUCGCCAUUUACAUCACCUCCCAGAAUGAGGAGACUACGCUCCUCGGAAAGACGAAGCAGGACUAUGCCAACAUUCUGAAAUGGAUGUCCUUCUUCAACUCUGAAAUCAUCAUCCCCCUUGUCGAGAAGUAUCUUCCCUUGGUCGGCAUCCGUCCCUACAACAAAGAGACGGUGGAUAUGUUCGCCAACAUGGCCCAGGCAGCUGUUGACGUGGUGGAAGAGCACCUGGACGGCAAAACCUUCCUGGUCGGUGGGGAGAUCUCUCUGGCCGACAUUUUCUGCGCCGGGAUUAUCUCCCUCGGCUUCAUGUUCUUCUAUGGCAAGGAAUGGCGCCAAGCCAACCCCAACGUCUCUCGUUGGUUUGAGCACAUUAUCAACCAGCCCAUCUACUCUGCUGUCACCGAGAAGAUCGAAUUCCUCGACGAACCAAAAUUGACCAAUGUGCCCCCCAAGCAAGGUGAGGCCGAGCCUGCUCCUGAGACCCUCAACUAA
This is a messenger RNA of Aspergillus nomiae NRRL 13137, 690 nucleotides long. It is a transcript of the gene psoE, whose product is annotated as glutathione S-transferase psoE. The transcript has 3 exons. NCBI's taxonomy places the organism in Eukaryota, Fungi, Ascomycota, Eurotiomycetes, Eurotiales, Aspergillaceae. Gene Ontology annotation, cellular component: cytoplasm; nucleus. The record is from RefSeq and is a predicted model, not a curated record. The coding region runs from base 1 to 690 and encodes 229 amino acids.